Molecule: messenger RNA, 1700 nt
Organism: Oreochromis niloticus (Nile tilapia)
Lineage: Eukaryota; Metazoa; Chordata; Actinopteri; Cichliformes; Cichlidae
Exons: 5
Coding region: 78-1109 (343 amino acids)
Source: RefSeq, a predicted model, not a curated record
GCCGUACUGUUGCAUGCACUUGGAACUAACCUUUGCUAAGCGGUAUCUGUGAUCCUGCAUGGAUAUUUUAAGAGAUAAUGGGAAAUGUGCAGAGUUACAUUGUGGCCUCACUGUCUGUAUGUUCCGUGUAUUUAGUUUACGUUCACAUUUACUGCGCUCACAAGCUGCUGAAAACAACCGAACUGCAUAGCGACAAACUUCCGAGUAAUGCGUAUGUUUACAUGAAAUACCUGAGCAGACGAGUGACCCGGAGAGCAGGCUGCUUAUACGGUACAGAGAAACAAGAAGCUGUUUAUACGGUGGUCAACUGCCGGGUGGAGGAUGCUCUGUUGCGGAGGUUCUGCAGUGCUGCAGGUUAUGGUUGGGAUUAUCCAGACAGUGAAUACAGAGACAUCCCGCUGUGCUUCCCGGAGUUUCUCUGCAGCAGACUUCUCCUUAUGUUGUUAUCUCAUGAAAACUUCAGGCUCAGCCCAGCAGGUCUUGUCCAUGUGCGUCAGAUUUUAAAAACCUUUCAGCCAAUCGAUGAGCUGAAGAAGGGUCCAUUCACCCUGCGGGUGCAAGUCCUGGGGUACCAGCUGACUGAUCUAGGGGUGGAGGUGGACAUCUGUCUGUCUGCUACUUCCCGCUCCAGAUGCGUAGUGUGGGAGAGCGUCCUGACACUGCUUUCCGAAAACAAGCUUCACAAAGCCAUCAGAUGUCCACCUAAGAAUGAAAAUGAGAGUGAGGAAGAUGAGCCAGCACCAGACACUCUGAAGCAGGUGGAGCUCAAAGUUCCCUGGACUCCCGACCUGAAGUGUAGAUGGAGUUUUCCAUGUCAGCUCCUCUCUCUGCCGGCCAGGCUCUUUAGAUUCACACCUCACAUAGCACCGAGUCUCUGGAUGUUCUCUGUCUGCUUGGCUGAAAUCGAAAAGCACAAAGGGGUUAAAGUGAUCACAGCUCCCGUCACCGUCACUGCCCAGUUUAAGGAGCCUCUGCUGGUUCCAGGAAAGGUGACGGUCAGUUUUUGGGAGGCACCCGGAAAUAAGCAUCAGUCCCAAAGCCUCUGCUUUCAGAUGCAGCAACACGGAGGGGGCAAAGCUCACCUGGUGGGACGGAUUUCUAGGUGUUGAUGAUUAACAAAGAAUGUUGUUAUUUGUUGUUCAGAUUUUCACUGUUAACAGUUUGACUCUCAGUAGAUUGGCAGGUUACAGUCAACUGAAUUCUGUUUUCUUACCGCUCCCAAUUCAAGUGCAUAAUCUUGGCUACGCUGGCUGCUAUAGAACAAAAAGUUUUAGUCACCUGAGAUCAAAACCAUUACAUUUAGACUGCACCCCAUAACAGCUGCUGCUGGCUGGUGUGUUUCUACUACUGUUUGUGUAAAACAAAUAUAUUUUUGUACACAGUAUUUUUGAAUAUGUUGAAUAACUUCAAACUUUUCUGAACUUUUCUGUCGUAAGCGCUGCUGUUUUUUGCUGCUAUUAGUCUGCCAGCUGCUCUUGUUGGCUGCUUUGAAGUAGAUUCAGACACUUGGUGAAUUAACUCUCAUAUGAUGUGAGAAUAUAAUCAAGCUGUUUAUCAGAGGGAACGCAUGAUUUUAGGGAUACUUGAUCCUAACGGUAGCUAGUGUCAUGUUAGCUCAUAACCAGCUGUUUUCGUUUCGUCGGCUCAUUGUCAGCUGUUCAGAGGAGAGCUGUGUGUCUAAUAAAUGAGGAAUAAAUGAG